GUUCAAUUCACAUAACCUAACACCUUCACUCUCACACGCUUCUUCUUCUUCAAUUCAGGGUUUGAUUUCGCCGGAGAAUGGCCGUAAAAGGAGAAGGACCGGCGAUCGGAAUCGACCUCGGCACCACGUACUCCUGCGUCGGAGUGUGGCAGCAUGAUCGCGUUGAGAUCAUCGCCAAUGAUCAAGGGAACCGUACCACGCCGUCUUACGUUGCGUUUACUGACUCUGAGAGGUUGAUUGGUGAUGCUGCGAAGAAUCAGGUUGCCAUGAACCCGAUCAACACCGUCUUCGACGCGAAGAGGUUAAUUGGUAGGAGAAUUAGCGACCCUUCUGUUCAGAGUGACAUGAAGUUGUGGCCAUUCAAGGUCAUUUCUGGUCCUGGAGAGAAACCCAUGAUUGGUGUUAACUACAAGGGUGAGGACAAGCAGUUUGCAGCUGAGGAAAUCUCGUCUAUGGUCCUAACAAAGAUGAGGGAGAUUGCUGAGGCUUUCCUUGGUUCGACCGUGAAGAAUGCUGUCGUCACUGUACCUGCAUACUUCAAUGACUCUCAGCGUCAAGCUACCAAAGAUGCCGGUGUUAUUGCUGGCCUCAAUGUUAUGAGAAUCAUAAAUGAGCCAACUGCUGCGGCUAUUGCAUAUGGGCUUGACAAGAAGGCUACCAGUGUUGGUGAGAAGAAUGUUUUGAUCUUUGAUCUUGGAGGUGGUACUUUUGAUGUUUCUCUCCUCACCAUUGAGGAGGGUAUCUUUGAAGUUAAGGCCACAGCUGGAGAUACCCAUCUUGGAGGAGAGGACUUUGAUAACAGAAUGGUGAACCACUUUGUGCAGGAGUUUAAGAGGAAGAACAAGAAGGACAUUAGUGGAAACCCAAGAGCUCUCAGGAGGUUGAGAACUUCUUGUGAGAGAGCAAAGAGGACGCUCUCAUCCACUGCCCAAACCACCAUUGAGAUUGAUUCUCUGUAUGAGGGUGUUGACUUCUAUUCAACCAUCACCCGAGCUAGGUUUGAGGAACUUAACAUGGACCUCUUUAGGAAGUGUAUGGAGCCUGUGGAGAAGUGUCUCAGGGAUGCAAAGAUGGACAAGAGCACUGUUCAUGAUGUUGUGCUUGUUGGUGGCUCUACUAGAAUUCCCAAAGUUCAGCAGCUGUUGCAGGACUUGUUCAACGGGAAGGAUCUGUGCAAGAGCAUCAACCCCGACGAAGCUGUUGCUUAUGGAGCCGCUGUCCAGGCAGCUAUAUUGAGUGGUGAAGGCAAUGAGAAGGUUCAAGAUUUGUUGCUUUUGGAUGUCACCCCAUUGUCUCUAGGUUUAGAGACUGCUGGAGGUGUCAUGACUGUGUUGAUUCCAAGGAACACUACAAUUCCUACCAAGAAGGAACAAGUGUUCUCUACAUAUUCAGACAACCAACCUGGUGUGUUGAUUCAAGUAUACGAGGGAGAGAGAACAAGAACUAGGGAUAACAACUUGCUGGGCAAGUUUGAGCUUUCAGGCAUUCCUCCAGCUCCUCGUGGGGUUCCUCAGAUCAAUGUUUGCUUUGACAUCGAUGCCAAUGGUAUCUUGAAUGUCUCUGCUGAGGACAAGACCACCGGGCAGAAGAACAAUAUCACCAUUACCAACGACAAGGGAAGAUUGUCAAAGGAAGAAAUUGAGAAGAUGGUUCAAGAAGCAGAGAAGUACAAGUCUGAGGACGAGGAGCACAAGAAGAAGGUUGAGGCAAAGAACGCUUUGGAGAACUACGCAUACAACAUGAGAAACACCAUCAAGGAUGAGAAGAUCAGUUCAAAGCUUUCUUCAGAGGACAAGACAAAGAUCGACGAUGCCAUUGAGCAGGCCAUUCAAUGGCUUGAUGCAAAUCAGCUUGCUGAAGCUGAUGAAUUUGAAGACAAGAUGAAGGAGCUCGAGAGCAUAUGCAAUCCUAUCAUUGCCAAAAUGUACCAAGGAGGUGCUGCUCCUGGUGCUGAAGUGGAUGAUGAUGCUCCACCUGCUGCUGGUAGCGGUGCUGGCCCGAAGAUUGAGGAGGUCGAUUAAAUUAGAUUGGUUAGGUGUUGGUAGAGAUGAGUAUUUUUGGUUACUGCUAUUAUAGAUUUUUUGCUUUCCUGAUUACGUUGUUGUUUUCAUUGUCAUUGGUUUGACAAUUGAAAAUUUAGUAUACUUUGAUCAUUGUUGUUUUACGUUGGAUAAUAUAAUUUUAGUGUUAAUUUUUCGCAA
Molecule: messenger RNA, 2201 nt
Organism: Lotus japonicus
Lineage: Eukaryota; Viridiplantae; Streptophyta; Magnoliopsida; Fabales; Fabaceae
Product: heat shock cognate 70 kDa protein 2-like
Exons: 2
Coding region: 78-2021 (647 amino acids)
Biological process (GO): cellular response to unfolded protein; protein refolding
Cellular component (GO): cytoplasm
Molecular function (GO): ATP binding; ATP hydrolysis activity; ATP-dependent protein folding chaperone
Source: RefSeq, a predicted model, not a curated record